Molecule: messenger RNA, 2824 nt
Organism: Hyalella azteca
Lineage: Eukaryota; Metazoa; Arthropoda; Malacostraca; Amphipoda; Hyalellidae
Exons: 2
Coding region: 1946-2335 (129 amino acids)
Source: RefSeq, a predicted model, not a curated record
UCUUCACUCAUCCCGGCGUUCACUCCACAAGUGCGUGGAAAAUAUCGCAAAGAUCAACGAAAUUACCACCACGUGAACGCAGCCACCCCUCAAACGGUUCCCACGUUCCUAGCAGCGUCACUGCCUCAACAGUGGGCGUCUAGAGCUCGAGCGAGUAGUGUGUUGCUCCACGAGCCCUCCCAGUGUUACCCUUAAUAUAUGUUGCUAUAGCUCAUUAGGCUUAUAUUUCUCUAUCGCUCGCUAAUGUGUAUGAUUCUAGAAUUGGAAAUGCCAUGUUCAUGUCAUUGAGUGAAUAUUAUAGUCGUUGCGUUAGCCUACUCAUAGCCGCCGACAUUGUUGGCGGCCAUUAUAACGAACAUUUGCUAAUGGGCUCCUACAUCAUAGUUGAUAUGUAUUUUCUAGUAUGAAUUCGUCUAGGAGUAAUUAUUAAAAAGGGAUUAUCAGUCGCAUAACUGGAUGUACUGAUUUGAUAUUUUCUAGGCCAUUUGCCUCACCUUUAUUGUUGUGACUAUAUAAAUGUUACUUGUGUAGCAAAGACGCCGUUCCGUUUUCUUCGACACAAUCUCAUAAAGAAAAUUUUUACGGGAAACUACUUUGUUCCCGGCGUUGUCUACACGGCAAUGACGGCAUCCCUGCAGACUUGUGAUUCAUUACAUCUCUUUUAAUAUGAAGUAUUUUAGGUAAUUUUAAGAUAUUGUCCUCUAAAGUUUAUCUCUAAUCUCAUCAUUUCAGGUACCGUAAUCGUAGGCCAAGCCCAACCGCAGUCGUUGGCACUAAUCGUAAACAAAGCCCAACCCAACCCCGCGUUGGCGCUAUUAUCGGAAUCGAAUCCCAACCUAGCUAUAACUGUAAUUGAAGCCCAACUCACAGUUGGCAAAUUUAAGCAUAAGAAAUUAAACGUCAACAUUAGGUAUACCUGGCCUAACUCAUUGAAGCUCAGAAAUCCUAAACGUAAUUAUCGUCAACUUUGUCGUCUCUUCCUCUCGCCUGCCAAAACCACCUCGUCUUACGUCACUCAGCUUACGUCACCCAUAUGAAAUAAACGGGAGAAAAAGCAAGUCAACUUUUCCCUACCCCGUUGAGCCCGCACACGUUUGUGUCAGUAAGACGAGUCAAGAACCUGGCGGUGGAGAAGCUGAGAGAAGCUCAACGAACGUACCAGUGAGAAGAAGAUAGCGAAAAUGGAGCUACCAAAAAAUGCAAUUCAGCCCAACCGCACCGAAUUAGAAAAUGUGCUAGAAGAAAUUUAUGAUGAACUAGAUACUUUGCUGGACUUAGAAGACGAAGAGCUAAGACAUGAGCCAGAAAAAUUGAAAGAGCGGGCCACAGGUCUGAAAGGAAAAAUGAAGGAAUACACACGUUUUUGUGGGCAACUCAAGUGGACCCUACUCAGGCAAGGCUGCAGCGCUGACCUGCAACUUGCCAAAGAAAAGCAGCGUGGUCUUCAAAAACGCUGCGCGCAGAGCCUAGCGCUCAUCAACGAGCAUCUAAAACAGCUUAGAACCGAUGAAGUAUCAGCCCUACAUUUCGUCACUUCGUCCGUCCGAACGGGUUACUCCCUCGCUUCACAGCUUGAGGAGUCGAUAUCCCCAGUAGCCCCAAUCGAUCGACCGGACAGCCCAGUAAUAAUCGAGUCAUUAGUCAACGCUCCACGGGACUCCGGAGCCCUUCCAGCGCCGUCCCCAUCCAUAGUCAUCUCGCCAAAAACGGUUCCUCUUCAAUCCACUGGAACUCCUUCGGAUAAGCUUCACAACCACCCCACUUCUACGCCCUCGUCUCAUUCAAAAGACCUAACGCCGCAUCAUACCGAAGCGCCAAGCUCAGUGGUUCGUUCGGAUGGCACGAUACCAGUCACAAGUCCAUCCGCGUCGACCGGGCUUGAAACCCCGAGCGGAGUCGUACAUCCUCGCGGCCCCAGAGCAGCCUCGCCGACAUCAGCUUUUCCAUGGAGUGCGGUGUCAAUCUCGCCGACAUCGGCUACUCCAUGGAGCACGGGGACAAUUUCGCCGACACCGGCCCGUCAACGGAGCGCGGAGUCAACAUCGCCGACACCGGCCCCUCCGCGGAGCGCGGUGUCAGCCUUGAAGACAUUUGCUCCUCCAUGGAACGCUGUGUCAGUCCUGCCGACAUCGGCUUCUCCAUGGAGCGCGGUGUCAGUCUUGCCGACAUCGGCCUCUCCAUGGGGCGCGAUGUCAACCCCACCGAUAUCGGCACCUCCAUGGAGCACGAUGACAACCCCGCUGACAUCAGCUCCUCCAUGGAGCGCGGAGUCAGUUUCUCCAAUAUCGGCUCCUCCAUGGAGUGUGGCGGCAAUCUCGCCAACAUUGGCUCCUGAACGGAGUGGAGUGUUGUCUCAGUCUCGCUGACAUCGUCCUUCUAAUACCCAGCAACUGAAUAGGCCUCGAUCGUAUCUCAGCCGUAUCGUCCAAACCCCCUCAACGUUAUCCAACGCCAACCCCCAGAAGAUAUGUCCGGUCCACCAGUCCGCGGGGCACUCUCUACUCGACUGCAGGUCAUUCAAACGACUCCAGUACACAAAUAAGCAAAGGCUAGUGAAUGAUCAUCAACUCUGCUGUUACUGUUUUGGCCACUACUUUGCAACCGACUGCACCGCACAACCAAGAUGUGGUAUCUGCAAACAAAACCACAUAACCCUCAUGCACCAAGAGAGAGAGAGAGUACCUCACGCAUAUCCAGACUAUAACGGAUAAACCAGUACAGUGCCACCGAGUGCCAUCGUCGGCUGCCUGCGGCCCGCCCAGUGUGACAUCGUCCUAACACUGGUGGUACAUCGUCCGGUGCGCCCGGUGGUAGUGUGACGUCG